AUGGCGCUUGAAGCUUCUCUUGAAUCCACUCCGACUUGGGCUGUCGCUGGCGUUUGCUCCGUUUUGAUCUUCAUAGCCCUCCUUAUAGAACAUGCCCUCCAUCUACUAACCUCGUUCGUCAGAAGAAGAAAGAGAAAGACUCUUAACCAGGCUAUCUAUCAGAUAAAGGCAGAACUUAGGAACUUGGGGUUCAUGUCCUUGUUGCUGACGGUUGCUAAGCAACCCAUCUCAAAAAUCUGCAUACCGAGAAGUUUAGGGGACUCCCUUCUUCCAUGCAAAAAUGCCCCAGUUGAAGAGAUGGAUUCUUGUGAAAAAGAGGGGAAGGUUCCUCUUUUGUCUGCAGAAGCUACCCAACAGCUGCAGGUACUGAUCUUUGUGAUGGCUGUGCUCCAUGUCCUCUGCUGCCUUCUGACUUUGGGACUUGGAGAGGCCAAGAUGAAGAGAUGGGAAUCAUGGGAGGAAGAGACCCGAACUUUAGAGCAUCAGUUAUCUCAUGAUCCUCGAAGGUUCAAGCUUGCGAGGCAAACAUCAUUCGGGAAGCGGCAUCUGAAGUUCUGGAGCAAUCACCACUUGCUUCUUUGGCUCGCUUGCUUCAGAAGACAGUUCACCGAUUCAGUCUCGAGAGCUGACUACUUUGCUCUACGUCAGGGCUUCCUUAGGCUUCAUCUUACUCAGAACUGCAAUUUUGAUUUCCACAAAUUUCUUCAAAGAUCUCUCGAUCAAGACUUUGUGACGGCAGUCAGAAUCAGGUAUCCAUCCAAGAAAACUGAUUGGGUCUGGGCAUAUGUUAUCUUGAUCAUAUUUUUCAGUGCUCAUGGAUUUUACAACCAUUACUGGCUGCCCUUGAUCCCCUUGGUGGUGCUAUUGGGUAUUGGAACCAAGCUAGAGGUCAUCAUAACCAGAAUGUGUUUAGAAGGCAAAGAACAGGCAACUGUUGUUCCAGGGACUGUUGGCGUCGAGCCCAAAAAUGACUUAUUCUGGUUUGGAAAACCUCAAUUGCUUCUGCAUGCGAUCCAAUUUAUUCUUGUUCAGAACUCUUUUCAGCUUGCAUUCUUCGCUUGGACAUGGUACAAAUUCGGGCUCCGAUCUUGCUUCCACAAAGAAACAGCGGACAUCGUCCUGAGUUUUGGAAUCGGCAUCGUCGUUCAGUUCUUGUGUGCUUAUGUUACGUUACCUCUAUAUGCAUUGGUCACCCAGAUGGGUUCAUCAAUGAGAAAGACCAUAUUCACAGACACAGUCGUUCAGGGUUUGAGGAAUUGGCAUGAAUUAGCUAAGAAAAAUCUUUCGAUGAAGACAUCCAUACCUUCGAGUUCUUCGUUGCAGCCCUUACCAUGUCCCCAGAAAUCAGGUGUCUCACAAUUUAAGUAUCCAUCAGGAAGGAGGGAACUAUUGGAGAUCCAGAGAGUUGCAGAAGAGAUGAUUGAGUGCUGUGUUAACAAUGUGCCAUACGAUGGUGAGAUUUCUUUCAGGAUGUGGAGGAAGCAAGAAGUGAUUUCUCGACAAGGAGAGCGUCACUGACAAUGUUAUGAGUUUGGUAUUAACGAUGUAGAGAAUUCUAUUAAUUCAGCCAAUAUUUUUUCAUUGUUUUCAACAGAUGCAAUAAAUUCUUAAAAGAGAAGACUCGUGCAAUGGAAUUUCUCUUGUGAAUAUCUCCACAUGACAGCUUAGAAUCUGUGCCUGGCCUAUUGUGGACUUCUUUUGUAUAUUUCGAAAAAAAAGGGUAUAAAAUUGA
Molecule: messenger RNA, 1732 nt
Organism: Phoenix dactylifera (date palm)
Lineage: Eukaryota; Viridiplantae; Streptophyta; Magnoliopsida; Arecales; Arecaceae
Source: RefSeq, a predicted model, not a curated record